This is a messenger RNA of Papilio xuthus (Asian swallowtail), 2211 nucleotides long. The record is from RefSeq and is a predicted model, not a curated record. NCBI's taxonomy places the organism in Eukaryota, Metazoa, Arthropoda, Insecta, Lepidoptera, Papilionidae.
AUGUAUGUUUGUUGCAGGGAGGCGCUGCCCAACGGCACGCUGGUGCUGAGCGCGUUCAGUGCGGCGCAGUACCGAGGCGACGUGCACGCCGCGCUGUACCGCUGCCGCGCCGCCGGCUCUCUCGGCACUGUGCUCUCCCGCGACAUGCGCCUGCAAGCAGUGAUGGACAUAGCGUGGGAGUUGAACGUGCAGGCUACGCCGGGCGUGACGGGCGGCGCGGCGCUGCUCACUUGCGCGCCCUCGUCGGCCGUGCGCGCCCACGUCCUCCACACCACAUGGUACAAAGAUGGCCUCGCGCUCGCUCCUAUGGCUUCUGACACCGUUCUAAUUUGUAGAAGACCACCCGAUGAGGUGAGCCGGAACUUUGCGUCCACAUGUCAAUUGUACCAUUGGAUACCCGUAGGUCGCUACGUGGUGGGCGGCAGUCGCGGCGAUGUGUUGGUGGUGCGCGACGCCCGGCCCGACGACACCAGCGCCUACUCGUGCGAGGCGCAACACGCGCUUACCGGCGAGAAGCGGCGCAGUCCCCCUGCCAUGCUCGCUGUCUCUCAUUCGACGGGCAGCAUGGCGCCGCGCAUGCUGACGAUAUCGGAGGACGAGACGGUGACGCAGGGCGGCGACAUCAGGCUCGUCUGCUGCGCCAUCGGCAGCCCGCCGCCAACCUACAGUUGGUUCCGGCAUGUGAACGGACGGCUGAGCCCGGUGUCGGCCAGCGUGCGGGUGUCGGUGGCGCAGCAGGUGCUGGUGAUACGGCGCGCGCAGCCGGCGGACGCGGGCGUGUGGACGUGUCGCGCGCACAACCAGUUCGGCGAGCAGCGCCGCGACGCUACCCUCAGGGUGCGGUCGCGCCUCGUCGUCACCGUACACCCUCAGCUGCAGGUGGCAAAUUCUGGAAGUUCAGUGGUGUUCAACUGUACGGUGGAGGGCGGCGGCGGCGAUGCGCGCGUGCGCUGGCUGCACGACGGCGUGCCGGUGGGCGGAGCCGAGCGCACGCUGCGCGUGCACGGUGUUGCGCGCGCGCACCGCGGCAUGUACCAGUGUUUCGCGGAGCGCGACCUCGAUAGCGCGCAGGCAGCUGCCGAGCUGCGCCUGGGUGACACGGCGCCGGAGCUACACUACACAUUCAUAGAGCAGGCGCUGCACCCGGGGCCCGCGCUGGCGUUGCACUGCGCCGCCUCGGGUGCGCCGCCACCGCGCUUUACCUGGCUGCUCGACGGACAGCCCAUAGAGGAACUCAACACCCCCCAGAGGAGCAUCAGCCAGUUCAUGAGGCCGAACGGGGACGUGGUGAGCUACCUGAACAUAACGUCUGUGCGCGCGGCGGACGGAGGCCGUUAUACCUGCCGCGCGCACAAUUCGCGUGGCGCCGCAGAGCAUUCCACUAGGCUCAAUGUUUACGGGGCGCCGUCAAUCCGCAGCAUCGGGCCGCUGCGCGUCGUGGCUGGCGUCAACGCGACUGUCUACUGCCCCUACUCCGGAUUUCCAAUCAGCGAGAUCCGGUGGCAGCGCGGGGGAGACGGUGCCGGCGGAGAGUUGGGCGGCGGACGCGCGACUGGUGCGGGGGGUGCGCUGCGCCUGUGGCCGGCCGAGCCCUCCGACGCCGGUCUCUACUCCUGCCGGGUCACCGCGCCCUCUGGACACUAUGCGCAAAAGGACGUGCAGAUCUUCGUUAGAAAUCCUCCUAAGAUAGCGGGCUUCUCGUUCCCGGCGGACCUGGUGGAGGGCAGUUCGGUGCAGGUGUUGUGCGGCAUCACGUCCGGGGACAAACCCGUCUACUUUUCCUGGCUCAAGGACGGGCAGCACAUACCUUCCAACUUGCAGGUACAAGAGAAGUCCCUGGACGAGUUUAGCUUUCUGAUAUUCUCGCACGUGACGUCACAGCACAGCGGUGAAUACACGUGCGUAGCCACCAACACCGCCGCCGAGGUCAAUCACACGGCGCGUCUGGCUGUUAAAGUCGCUCCAUCAUGGGUGUUCGAGCCUCAAGAUGCAUCAGUCCUGUUGGGCACUCAAAUCAUUGUGCAUUGCUCCACCAAGGGCUAUCCUGAGCCACAGAUUGCAUGGCUGAAGGCCCAAGGCGGCGGCGAGUUCCGCCCGCUGUCGCAGCUGGAGCCGGCGCCGCUGCUCGUGCUGCGCAACGGCUCUCUAAGCGCGGCGACGGCAGCGCGCGCGCACGAGGGCCGCUACAUAUGCAGCAAGGGAUAUAUUUGA